Messenger RNA from Planococcus citri (citrus mealybug), 732 nucleotides. RefSeq lists its product as uncharacterized. Gene Ontology annotation, biological process: transcription initiation at RNA polymerase III promoter. Gene Ontology annotation, cellular component: RNA polymerase III complex. NCBI's taxonomy places the organism in Eukaryota, Metazoa, Arthropoda, Insecta, Hemiptera, Pseudococcidae. The record is from RefSeq and is a predicted model, not a curated record. The coding region runs from base 146 to 517 and encodes 123 amino acids. Gene Ontology annotation, molecular function: nucleotide binding. The transcript has 6 exons.
UUUUUUUUACCGCUUCAGCGAACUGAUAAAAUUGAUAAAUUUUGUACGAAUGCCGAAUGUGAAUUGUAAUGAAAUAAUUAUUAUUAAUUAAGCUGCAAUUAAGAUAUUUUAGUAUUCGAAUCAAGAUAGACUAAUCGGCGACAAAAUGGAAGUAAAAAAUCCUCAAGCUGCUAUCCUUUCCAAUUACGAAGUACUUUCUCUGAUAAACGAUGUAAAAUCCGCCAACGUACCCACUACUCAAGAAGCCACCCAGUUAGCUACAAUUUUAUACGAAACUUCUCACUACCUACAAGAAUUACCAUGUAACGAACAAGACGAAUCGAAAAUCAACGACAUGAUGAACCUCUUGAAAGAUUUCAAGCCACCGUUGACGAAACUAGAAAAAUUAAUGAUUUGCAAUAACCCUCCGGAAAGCGUUUUACAGUUCUCUCUGAUCGUUAAAGACCUCGAAGAAAAAUUAGACGAAUCGGAAAUCGUAGCGUGGCUAGAGAAAAUAGACAAUAUUAUGAAGUCGUGACAUAAAACUGAUACCGAAAAGGUUUAUUCGUAUAGAAACAAUACUAAAACUAACAAAAUGGUACGGGGUGAUUCAAAAAGUUCUCAAAUGUUUCCCGAAUGCUCAAAUUCCAAAGUUCGUCGCUCCAAAAGGUAAAGCAAAGGAACAAGAGUGAAAUUAUGCUGUUCUUUGUGUGUAAAUAUUUUUUUUACUGUAAUAAAUAUUUUAUUUUUUUA